GUUCAGAAAGGUGCAAAAACGAAAGUUAAUAUUUAACAGAUAAUAUAUGGGAUUUUAAGUCACCUUUAAGCGAUCAACCACUGAUGUCUUGAGAUUAAGACAAAUAGACAUCUUAGAAAUGGCUGAGGAUACUGACAAGUACAACCGGAGGAGCUUUGUGGCAAGCCUUCCAUCUGACUACAGUGAUGUUCAGCCUCAAAGCUACGACCCAGACUUUAUCUCUUCCAUUAGUAAUCAGAUGCAGGUUCCAGACAAAAUCCCCGUACUCAACGGAGGAGACACAGAGUUUGACAUGCGAAGGGGGAUGGACUGGUCAGAUGAUAGAGGGAAGUCACAUGCAAUGAAUGUGCCGGAGCGAAUCAUGCUGGCAGGAGGUGGGCACCAUGUUGGCGGAAGGCAGGAUGUUCAUCUGAACUUUGACAGCCUGCCUCGGGGUAGCUCAGAGACAGUGGGGCUGCUGACUCCACCCCAUACACUCACCCUUGACGAGCAGUUCCCUUCCCUAGAAUCCAGCAACGAUGAUGAAGAGGUGGAGGGGAUAAACGCUGAACCCAGGGUCCCAAACGGGAGAACAGUGGCACUGCGGACGCCGACCACACCACUAUCAGAUUCCCUUAUGCUGUCUGGCGAGGAUUCUGUUCUGCUCAGAUCACAGUUGAUGAAACUGAAUAGACGCUUACACACCAUGGAGAGACAACAGGAGCUACUGGCAAAUAGAGAGAAACUUGCCUUUGGAGCGGCGAUGGGCUACUUCAUGAUCAAAUUUGUCUUCUGGUUUUUCCGCAGCAAAUGACAACUAAAGAUAAAGGGACCAACGAGACCAUUUCUUCAGAGUUUUGUCAAUAUUAAUACUUUAACACUGGUGUAUUUUCUACUUGUGAUAUACAAUAGACAGAAACUGGUCGAGGGAAGGAGAAAAUUCCCAUUUUUGUUGCAAUACUUGAAAUAUCUUUGGAAUAGAUGCCUCCAUUCAACUUAAGUAUGUUCAUGUAUGAGCAUUUAAGCUAUCUUUAAAGUCUUAUUUUUAUACACCAGUUAAAAAAAAAAAGGGAUAUAUUAUGGGAUCAUCUUUGACAGGGGGCGUCAACUAAGUUUUGCACACUUACUCAAGGAGCUUUUGCUGGAUCAUCACCAAACUUGGGCAAUAUGUGUAUGGGCGGAGUACCUCAGCCAAGUCUAAUUACAAGCCAUGUCACCCCAAUCCGUUAAGGGUUAUGCAGUCAUCGAAAUCAGGCUUUUGGAUGAACAAGCCCAAAUUCUUAUUGUAUUGCUUGGCAUAAAAGUUUUGAACAAGCCCUGCUAUAUAAAAUUCAAAAUUUGAGCAAGCCUGGAAGACAUUUUACCAGUGCAGGGCUUGCGGGCUUGUGCUAAUUUCGACUACUGGUUAUGGUCCUUGAAUUGCUUAAUCUACAAAAAGGUGUUGUUGUCCGUUAUGUAACUUGGAAGAACUUUUUUUUUCACUAAAGUUAGUGUCUAAAAAUAAGACAGACAUUUUGUGAAAGUUGGCAUUUUACUUCUUUAUCUCUGUUUCUUAAUGUGUUGUUUCCAUGCUCAAAUACAUGUAUCUUCUGUUGCAUAUACUUUGUUCUGCUUUACUGCAGUUCCAGAUUGUCAUCUUAGUAUUAUAGGGGUUUUCGAUAUGUAUUCAUUAUUCAUAAUAUCAUAAAAUAUACAACUUAAUAAUAAUAAUUUUUAUAGUCUUUUAACUACUCUAUCAUUGAUAUAAUAUUCCUAGUUUCGCCACCAAUUAAGAAAAUAUCUGCAAAAUUUAGUUAAAUGAUAAAUGGCUGAGAUUAUAAUACAUGUGGUAGAUCAGACAUUGCAAAAGAUACUUAUUUCAAAUGUUUUUGUGUAAUCAAGCUGCAAAAAAGUUAAUUAAAUACUGUAGGAAAUAAAGUUAGUCCAUGGGGUUAGUCUGUUGAUGGUUUUAUAUUUAGGAUGUUUAAGACAGCAACUUUACGGCUAUUUGAACAUAAUCUUAAAUGGUCUAUAUUGCUCAAAAGAAAUGGUUAAGUCCCAUUUUUGCAAUAAUCUAUCACAGGAAAGCAAUUUACAGAUAUUCAACAGGAGAAGGCACGUGUGUUUUGCUUCAUACAGUUUAAAGAUACUUGUACAGGGGAACAGUCCAAUUUGAAAGCCUUCCGGGUGUGGGGUGGGUUUUGUAUGGAAAGCUAAAGCACUCCUACGCACAGGAUACAGAUCGAAGAAAAAUCAGCUUUCUAUGUGCUUAUAAAAUAUUGCUCUUCCUGAGCAAAUUUAUGACCACUGUGCGCAAGAUUGAUUACGUAAUAACUGUGUAGUGUGCAUUAUACAUUUGGUGUAUGCACUAAAGUUAUUCUAAUCUGUAAACAGAGAUGAUGUUUCUGAAUUAAUCCUCAAAUCAGGAUUGUAAGCUUUUUAUUUCGUUUUAUAAUACAACUGUAUAGUAAGUUUUCACCGGAUUAUUUGCGUGAAAAAAGUAGAUAUUAACAUCAUCCUCAUCAUCAUCAUCAUCAUCAUCAUCAUCAUCAGUGAACGCCUCAUUCAUAUUUAGCAUUCUCACAAACUUUAGAUGAUUCCAAGUCUCAUAAGGGCUGACUGGAACCCAUUUAAGCUUGCUGACUAUGUUUGAUGGUAGAUGGUUUGGGCACGUACAUACCCAAGUUGCUCGGUAAUGGUAAAGUUGAUAUUGCAGGAAAUGUUCAGUUUUAGUCUGGACCAUUUAUCUUGAUCUUCUAGGUGUUGUUUGUCAUUUUUCUUGUAGUUAUGUACGGGUGAUUAAUGUAAGGUACUCACAUCUUGAUGUGCGCUAGAAUAUUAAUACUAAUAUCUAUUACCUUUAUAUUUUGUUUUAUGAAUUUCAUAUUGUAAAAAUACAUCUUUAAGAAGU
Molecule: messenger RNA, 2869 nt
Organism: Mya arenaria
Lineage: Eukaryota; Metazoa; Mollusca; Bivalvia; Myida; Myidae
Product: transport and Golgi organization protein 11-like
Exons: 6
Coding region: 119-793 (224 amino acids)
Source: RefSeq, a predicted model, not a curated record